This is a messenger RNA of Cetraspora pellucida, 310 nucleotides long. Lineage: Eukaryota; Fungi; Glomeromycota; Glomeromycetes; Diversisporales; Gigasporaceae. The record is from the annotation of a GenBank genome assembly.
GUUUUCUGAAUCAUCUCAGUCUAGUGAAACUUCAACUAUUGUAAAUAUGUUAGAUAAUAAUUUUGGAUUAAAUUCACUAAUGAAUAUAUCACUAUUAUUAAGAAAUAAAAUACAAAAAAAAUGUGUUAAUGAAUCUAUUGACAAAUUAUCUAGUAAGGAAGCAAAGAAGCAAGUUUUAAAAAAAGAUUCUUUUAUAUUAAAAAAACUUAUUGAAAAAUUGACAUCAAUAGUAUCUGAAAAUUCUGAGAAAAUAAUAGAAGUUAAUGAAAAUACAAAUAAUUUUUUAUAUCAUUAUAACAAAAUUUCAUAG